AUGGGAAUUCUGCGACGCAUUGCAGGGAGCUUGUCGCCAAAAGCGUCGGAUCCACUUGAGGUCGCAGGGGAGGGAACAGAUCCCGCCCCAGAUAACGCAGACAACAGUGACAUCGCUGCCAAGGCAGGUGGAACUGGUGUUUCUAAGAGGUACAGUGGAAAAAGGGCUCGAGUGAUCAAGGCUAUAAUUGCUGCGGUUGCAGUGAUAGUGGUGUGCGGGGCUCGUUACAUUAUUUCAGGCACGUUCCCAUCGUACCUGAAGAUUUCACAGCUGCAAGUAGACGAUGCCUCACGGCUACCACUGGACGAUGUGAGCAUGCAGAAGUACAUGAGCGACUUCAAUGAAGCAGCAGAGGCGAUGGAAGGGGCUUUAUCCUCAGGAUCGGCCAUGCGGCAGGCCUUUCACCUACACUUCACACCGUCGCUUGAGGAUGGUCAAAGUCUCCCGAGAGACCCUCUGGAGAUUAUCAGAGACCACGUUACCGAGAUGCAAGAAUGGGAAAUUCCGUCUGCUUCUUCUCCGCAAGCGCGGCGGGACUUUGCCCAACACCUGCAGCUAUUACGCAGCAUUUGCCGCACAGUGGUUCUUCGCUUCAAGGACUUGGAAUUGUUCGGGACUGUAAAUCGGGAAUUCAGCGUGGCGAAUCCUUUUCUCGUUUCUGGCGGCGGCGAGGAUUAUAGUGACCGUGAUGCUCCUAUAGACUUUGAAGAAGUGACAGAAUACGACUGGACAGCUUCUGACUUCUUGGAAUCCUUCCAGCUGCUUGGGGGUGGUGGAGGACGACCAUUUCGAACAGGAGCUUUUGCCCAAGCAGCUGCGCAGAUAUUCCGUGAAUCCGAUGCCACUACGAAUUACGCAUUCAUACGAAAGCUGAACCAAAUUGCAGAUAAUUGGACGAAGGAAGAAGUAGUGGCAGCUGCAGAGCAACAAGAGAAGGAAAACGCGGACAAUGCGCAGAACAGGCUGAAGACUAAGAGGGAGCUUAUGCGACGGUUGCUAAGGCAAGGCAUACAGAAGGAUGACCUGGUGAUGAUUGCAUUGUUCCUUUUAUAG
Eimeria mitis is the source of this 1053-nucleotide messenger RNA. RefSeq lists its product as uncharacterized. The record is from RefSeq and is a predicted model, not a curated record. Lineage: Eukaryota; Apicomplexa; Conoidasida; Eucoccidiorida; Eimeriidae. The transcript has 2 exons. The coding region runs from base 1 to 1053 and encodes 350 amino acids.